UGGCUGAGGAUCUAGAAGAAGGUGAAGAAACUCAAAAUAAAGAAAUGGAACUUAGUGAUGAAGAUUUGGAUAGAAAUGUGGAAGAUAAGACUUUACUUAACUGCAAGGAGAACAAGAAUGGAGUCUAAUUUGAAUCAAGAUGGAGUGCCUAGGCCAUCUUAUGUUUUUAGUGCUGACCCAAUUGCAAGACCUUCAGAAAUAAAUUUUGAUGGUAUCAAGCUUGAUCUCUCUCAUGAGUUUUCCUUAGUUGCUUCAAAGACUGAGGUAAACAACUUGGAAUCAAAAGAUUAUCUCCAGGUUUGUCUUCAAAUAAGACCAUUCACACAGUCAGAGAAAGAACAUGAAUCAGAGGGCUGUGUGCAAAUUCUGGAUUCACACAGUGUUCUCUUGAAAGAGCCUCAAAGCAUCCUAGGUCACUUAAGUGAAAAAAGCUCUGGGCUGAUGGCACAAAAAUUCAGUUUUUCCAAGGUUUUUGGCCCAGAAACUACACAGAAGGAAUUCUUUCAUGGUUGUAUUAUGCAACCAGUAAGAGACCUAUUGAAAGGACAAAGUCGUCUAAUUUUCACCUAUGGCUUUACCAAUUCUGGAAAAACAUACACAUUUCGAGGUACAGAGGAAAACAUUGGAAUUCUUCCACGAACUCUGAAUGUGUUGUUUGCCAAUCUUCAGGAAAAACUGUAUACAAAGAUGAACAUUAAACCGAAUAGAUCAAGAGAAUAUUUACGGUUAUCACCCGCCCAAGAGAAAGAAGAAGUUAUAAACAAAAGUACAUUGCUUCGGCAAAUUAAAGAGGUUGUUACACUUAGUGACAAUGAUGAUACCCUUCAUGGAAGCUUCACCAACUCUAUGAAUAUUCCAGAGCUCGAAGAAUCCCUGAAAGAUUGUGAACCAUCUAGCUUGAAUACGGAUAAUAUAAAAUUUUCUGUAUGGGUUUCUUUCUUUGAGAUUUACAAUGAAUGUAUUUAUGAUUUGUUUGCUCCUGUAUCAUCGAAGUUCCAAAAGAGAAAGAUGCUGUGCCUCUCCCAAGAUGUAAAGGGCUAUUCUUUCAUAAAAGAUCUACAAUGGAUUCAAGUAUCUGAUUCCAAAGAAGCAUACAAACUUUUAAAACUAGGAAUAAAGCACCAGAGUGUUGCCUUCACAAAACUGAAUAAUGCUUCCAGUAGAAGUCACAGCAUAUUCACUAUUAGAAUCUUACACAUUGAAGUUUCUGAAAUGCCUCGUGUAAUUGGAGUCAGUGAAUUGUCUUUAUGCGAUCUUGCUGGUUCAGAACGCAGCAUGAAGACACAGAAUGAAGGUGAAAGAUUAAGGGAGACUGGGCACAUCAAUACUUCUUUAUUGACUCUGGGAAAGUGCAUUAAUGUUUUGAAGAACAGUGAAAAAUCAAAGUUUCAACAGCAUGUGCCUUUCCGGGAAAGUAAACUGACCCAUUAUUUUCAAAGUUUUUUUAAUGGUAAAGGGAAAAUAUGUAUGAUUGUCAACAUCAGUCAGUGUUGUUUUGCCUAUGAUGAAAUGCUCAAUGUGCUGAAGUUCUCAGCCAUUGCACAAAAAGUUUAUGUUCCUGAUGCUUUAAAUUCCUCUCGAGAGAGAGCUGGUGGAACUUCCAAGUCUUCUGAAGACAUAUCAGUAGAUAAUAAUUCAGAUAAUAAAAUGUUAAAUGUAAAAAGAGCCACUGUUUCAUGGGAAAAUAAUCUUGAAGAUUUGGUAGAAGAUGAAGAUUUGGCUGAGGAUCUAGAAGAAGGUGAAGAAACUCAAAAUAAAGAAAUGGAACUUAGUGAUGAAGAUUUGGAUAGAACUGUGGAAGAUAAGACUUUACUUAACUGCAAGGAGAACAAGAAACUAUUGAAUUUAAUAGAAGAACUGAAAAAAAAACUGAUAAAUGAAAAAAAAGAGAAGUUAACAUUGGAACUUAAAAUUCGAGAAGUUACACAGGAAUUUACUCAAUAUUUGGCUGAACGUGAGGCUGACUUUAAAGAAGCAAUGCUUCAGGAACGAGAGAUGUCAGAAGAAAAUGCUGAAUGCCGUUUGGCGAUCUUCAAGGAAUUGGUUGGUGUAUGUGACAUUCAGGAAGAACCAAGCAAUAGAGUUUGUGCUGUGAAAGUUGAAACUGAGGAAGCACAUAAUUAUGUAGGAUUUGAAGAUAUUAUUGACUCUCUUCAAGAUGAUGUCACUGAUAUUAAGAAACAGGCUGAAAUUGCUCACUUAUGCAUUGCAUCUCUUGCUGAUCCCCAGGAAGCCAUGGCUUGUUUUCAACUAAAGUUAAGUCAAGUUAAAACUGAAUUAGAUAAAAUUAAAGAAGAAUUAAUCAAAACCAAAGAAGAGUUAAAAAAGAGAGAGAAUGAAUCAGAUUUAUUAGUCCAAGGGCUGAAGAAAUCUAGUAAGGUAAUACUUUAAGCUUUUUUAUUUCUUUGUUUUGAUGAGGAGUAGAAGAGUACAGUUUAUUACUACAAAUGUUUAUUUUAAAACCAAUUACAGAAAAAGUAAUGAAGACGGUGAUAACAAAAUUGAGAAGUCUAAGUGCCUUCACCUUUAUACUGCUUUUCAGUGAUGGUCAUUGGGAAGAUUCUAUAAGCCUUAUGGGAAAUUUGUGGACAUAUAUAGAAGGAUACAUAUGUCUUAAAAAGUUUGCAUAAGUAGAGU
Messenger RNA from Ochotona curzoniae (black-lipped pika), 2637 nucleotides. RefSeq names its product kinesin-like protein KIF20B. Gene Ontology annotation, molecular function: microtubule motor activity; ATP hydrolysis activity; microtubule binding. Gene Ontology annotation, biological process: microtubule-based movement. The record is from RefSeq and is a predicted model, not a curated record. Lineage: Eukaryota; Metazoa; Chordata; Mammalia; Lagomorpha; Ochotonidae. Gene Ontology annotation, cellular component: kinesin complex; nucleus; microtubule. Bases 58 to 2391 code for a protein of 777 amino acids. The transcript is spliced from 17 exons.